Molecule: messenger RNA, 2678 nt
Organism: Bicyclus anynana (squinting bush brown)
Lineage: Eukaryota; Metazoa; Arthropoda; Insecta; Lepidoptera; Nymphalidae
Product: mucin-5AC-like
Exons: 1
Coding region: 126-2498 (790 amino acids)
Source: RefSeq, a predicted model, not a curated record
UGAUCGGCGUUUAACUCGACACGCAAUUGAGAUUACCGUUAAUGCGGGCGCGACGCGAGCGGCGGCGCGUCCUCGCGUAAAUAAAACAGCGUGCACGCGCGUGGGAUGCGCAAACGCACUUCACGAUGUUCCGCGUCGCCUUGUUGGUGAGCGCGCUGGCGGCGCUGGGCGGCGCGCGCGUGUUCGAGCGGUGUGCGCUGGCGCGGGAACUGCGGCGGCUGGGCGUGCGGCGCGAGGACAUUGCCACGUGGGUGUGCAUUGCUUACCACGAGUCGCGCUUCGACACGGCGGCGCACAACCGCGGCAGCGGCGACCACGGCAUACUGCAGAUCAGCGAGCUGUACUGGUGCGGGCCCGGCAAGGCGUGCGGCGCGCCGUGCUCCGCCUUCCGCGACGACGACAUCGCCGACGACGUGCGCUGCGCGCUGCAGGUGCACAAAGAACACACGCGGCUGCAGGGCGACGGCUUCCUCGCCUGGGUGGUGUAUCCGCACAACUGCAAGCAAAACGCGAAGAAAUACGUCGUCGACUGUGACAUAAACGUCAAAGACCUUCCAAUAAAGUUUGAAGACAGAGCCCGAUAUCUGAAAGCUGACACUAAGAACGAGUCGAAAACGCCACCGAUAAAUAUUCCUCACCGGAACCUGUCAACCCCAAGUUACUUGGGAAUAAAUUCCAUCUUUCAAGGGAGCUAUGUGAAUGAAUUCGAACGAAAUUACUACGAUAAUAACAAACGAUCAAACUGGCUUAACUUCAAAGUGGACAAUAUCGACGAGCUCGAGCUUCCGGGCGCGACGAGACGAGCUAAUCAGCGCGCACGUUUGUUAGAGUUCUCGACUCGACCUACGACUACGACAACAUUGGAUCCAGAUCUCGUAGGAAUAAAACCUCCCUCGCCGAGAAAAAUAGAAUCCAAUCAGUUCCGCCGCCGGAAAACAUUCGCAGAACCACUAUUUCUCAGAAAUAAAAUAAGCGAUUACCAAAAAACUAGCAAAACAACCACUGCCCCUGCUACAAGUACUACUGCACCAACUGAUUCAUCGUUAUAUGAAGAUUUGUCGCAUAAUAUAUUUUUAAAUUUAUCGCCCGCGUUCCCAAAGGAUGUGAGUGAAUUUUCUCCGAAAAAAAUAAUAUCGUCUGAUUUGAGUAAGUACCAUAUUCAAACGCCACAAUUUGAGGAAAUCUCUACCAGUGAAAAACUAACUUAUGAUGAUUUAGCUCAGAAUCCUUUUUUAAAUUCACUACUUGGCUUUAGUUUCAAGUCUAGAACAGAAUCACCUUCCCAGCAAACAGAAUACAACCGAAAUACCUUUAGAGAGUUUACUCUGACUACAUCAAAACCAGAGAGUACUCUGAGAUCUUUUAAGCAAAUUGGAAUGUUUGGUAGCCCGGACGUGAAUUCUAAUUUGCCAAAGGAAUCGUCUUCUCAGAAUAAUGACGACAUUGACACUAAAGUGUCAAUUGAAGAUUUAUCGCAAAACCCUUUUCUUAGUCAUAUUCUACGUAGCGAUAAAAUAAAACCAUCGACUCGUUCACCGACCAAAGGGUCGGUAGAUAAUAGUGAAAAUUAUGAAAUUAAUUUUAGAUUUACUACCCCAAAACCGACUUCGGCUUCACUGAUCUCAUCUGCACAACAAUUGGACACGUUCACGACAACAAGACCGUCAUCGCAAAGAGGUCGUGCUCGUUAUUUAUUAGAUUUUGAUAAAACCACUGAACGUUCGACUGUAACAUAUAGCACUCGGAAGUACCAAACUAUAUCAAGACAAAGACUUUAUGAAAAUUCUGUAAAAAGUACAACUGCCAUUACACCGAGCACAAAAAAGCCUGAAGUUUCAACAACAUCUUAUAUAAACAAUACAAAUGAAAUUGCUAUAAUAACGACCACUUCUAAAACCACAACAAUUCCAAGCGAAAUGUAUAAUGCAAAAGAAACUAAUAAAUUACCAGCUAGAUUUGUAAAAACCCCUAUACCACAGAAUGCAAGUAUGAGUACAACAGAGGUUUCAAGAACACCAGAUAUCGGUAAUACAACAAAGAUUAGUACAUUACAGAGCAGUGAUAAAGUGACUACAAAUAAACCUCAAACUACGAGCAAACCUCGGACUACAAGUACAUCGUCCACAAUGUUACAAUCGCGAACAUCUAAUCGAUUUUGGGAAGGACAUCGUAACUUUACUGUUACACCGAAACCUAAUCUCACAGUGAGGCCUACAAAUUCAACUUUGACUUCAACUAUAUACACAACUACACAAAAACCUGCACUGACGACGUCCACUGAGGCAUCAACCACGAAAACAGCCUUAUCUACGAGUAUAUUCGACCUCUACUUAAGACCGUCUACUAAACCCCCGUUUAAGCCCUUCGAAUUCACUUCCUCAAAUAGAAGAGCUUACAAACUCAGUAUAUUCUCCGGCGGCACUACUAAGCCUCCCCCUUCCUAUUUCACAACCAAAAAACCAAUUAUAGAACUCCCAAAAAAUUAUACGCAAAAAUAAUAAGUAGGAUAUGUUUGAAAUGUAAAUCUAAAUGUUAAAUUUGUUGUAACAUAAUAAUUUAUAUUAAGCGUCAAACCAAAAAGCAUUUAUUAUUUUAGACUUAAUUAUAUAUUAUACUCGUAGAUUAUUAAGCAUUUGAAUGUUAAUUUUAAUUUGUUAUUAUACGUUUCGACUGGUCGA